AUGGCUAAUACUAUUCUCUACCUGCAGAACUUUGCCGCCUGGACUGGACUCGGCUGCUACUUCGCAACCAAUCCUCAAAUGCAGUGGCGGCUCUGCCUCGCUCUUCCUGCUUUUGCUCCCGGUAUUCUUGGCCUAGGAUCGGCGCUCAUCCCAGAGUCUCCUAGGUGGCUCGUAACGCAAGACCGUGGGACCGAGGCCCUUGAUAUUCUCACCAAGCUUCACCAUCAGCCUGGGGACUCGAGCAAUGAAGCGGCCCAAUCUGAAUGUCGUGCUAUCAAGACCCAGUUGAUGGCUGAGUCUAAUGAGCCCAAGUCCUUUGUUGGCAUCAUGAAGAAGCCUUCCUAUCGCAAGCGAAUCCUCAUCGGUAUAUUUGUUCAGUGUAUCGCCCAAUCUACUGGAGUUCUUGUUAUCAAUAACUACCAGGUUCUUCUGUACAACGGUCUUGGUCUUACAGGUUACCUCCCCCUCUUCCUGUACGGAGUGUACACAGCAUGGGCAGCCUUCCUCAACUGGGUGGGCGCUAUGUUUGUCGACAAGUUUGGUAGAAUUUUUAUGCUUACUGUAGGACUGGUCGGAUGUGCACUGAUGGUAGCCGGCGAGGCAGCCAUCGUCGCUGUUGCCGCCGAGAACAAGAACAACCACGCCAUCAACGCAGCUGGUGUAUUCUUCCUGUUCGUCUUUGUUACUUUCUACGCCACAUGCAUCGAUGCCAUCAGCUACAUUUACUUCUAUACACAGCCUGCGCCCAUUGCCUUCGCUCAGGUUGGAUGGAAGUACUAUCUGGUCUUUGUCAUCGUGCCCCUCCUUGGUGCCCCUGUUGUCUACUUUAUGUUUCCUGAGACUAAGGGUCUUUCAUUGGAGGAGAUUGGUACUCUUUUUGAUGAUGGAAAUGAGGAUCCAACUAUUGAGGUUCGAGAGGAUGUUGCCGAGAAGCUAGACUUUUGA
This is a messenger RNA of Fusarium musae, 945 nucleotides long. RefSeq lists its product as uncharacterized. Gene Ontology annotation, molecular function: carbohydrate:proton symporter activity. Bases 1 to 945 code for a protein of 314 amino acids. Gene Ontology annotation, biological process: carbohydrate transport; transmembrane transport. Lineage: Eukaryota; Fungi; Ascomycota; Sordariomycetes; Hypocreales; Nectriaceae. The record is from RefSeq and is a predicted model, not a curated record. The transcript is spliced from 5 exons. Gene Ontology annotation, cellular component: membrane.